AUGACUACUAUCCCGCAAGAGCCGAUCGACGCCCGCCCAGAGGCCAAUCUUCGCAUUCUCGUUGUCGGCGCUGGUGUGGCUGGCAUGUUACUUGCCCUAGAAAGCAAACGCCUAGGCCUCUCCCCCAUCAUUCUAGAAAGAAGGCCCAGGAUCGAAUAUGCAGGAGACUUCGUGGUCAUAGGGCAUAGCGCUGUUCGGGUCUUCAAGCAUUGGCCUCUACUCAACGAGCGCUGGAAGGAGGAAUCAUAUGAUGUCGAAUCCUAUUAUAACCGGCACACCGGUGAACAAAUUGUUGGGCCAACUCCUCUCAAGCCAUCGACCGGACGGCCCUUAUUGAGAAACAAUUUGAUGUCGAUGCUCGAAGAAGCUGUCAUACGCCAGAAGAUACCCAUAAGGUUCAACCAGAAGGUGAUCGAAUUCUUUGAGGACGAUGACUGUGGAGGAGUUGUGUUAUCCAACGGCGAACGUAUCUCGACAGAUAUAGUGGCAGCAUGCGAUGGGGUUCACUCAACGUCGUGGCGUCUCACCACCGGCAAGAAGCCCGUCACGGUAAGCAGCGGCUCUGCUGUCUAUCGCACGUCCGUCUCCGCGAAGCAUGUUUUCAGUAGGGAUCCGAGUUUGGAGAAACGGUUCGCUCUGCGCGAAGGACACCCUUACUUGAAAUGGUUCAACGGACCUGGUAUGCACGGCCUGGUGUUUGGUGAAGGUGACAAGAUCUGCUGGUCUAUCCACCAUCCGGAGAAUGCAAACACUUCAACGGAGUCAUGGAGCGCAACCGUUGACAGCGCUCUUGUCGCGGAUCAACUGUUGCAAGAGCAUCCGGAUUGGUCUCAAGACUUAAUGUCUCUGAUACGCAACACGCCUGAUGGAACUGUGAACGAUUGGCUCCUUCUGUUUCGCGACCCCGAACCUCAAUGGGUCUCCAGAAAGGGCCGUGUUGUCCAGGCUGGAGAUUGUGCUCAUCCUUUCCUGCCAACUUCUGCCAACGGAGCUACGCAAGCCAUGGAGGACGCGAUCACGCUGGCUGCUGCACUGAGGUUGGGUGUCGACACUGGUGCUUCAGUGAAAGAGAGCCUUGCUGUAUAUAACACACUUCGGUGA
This is a messenger RNA of Colletotrichum karsti, 1101 nucleotides long. RefSeq lists its product as uncharacterized. Gene Ontology annotation, biological process: secondary metabolite biosynthetic process. Lineage: Eukaryota; Fungi; Ascomycota; Sordariomycetes; Glomerellales; Glomerellaceae. The coding region runs from base 1 to 1101 and encodes 366 amino acids. Gene Ontology annotation, molecular function: monooxygenase activity; FAD binding. The transcript is spliced from 3 exons. The record is from RefSeq and is a predicted model, not a curated record.